AUGGAGGCAAAAAACGUAGUAUUGUCAGCAUUGGGGGUGGGUGUGGGGGUGGGGCUAGGAUUAGCGUCUGGACAGGCCAUGAGCAAAUGGGCUGGAAAAGAUUUGUCUUCACACGCUAUCUCUCCUGAGAGGAUGGAGAAAGAAUUGCUGCGACAGAUUGUUGAUGGUAGAGAAAGCAAGGUUACUUUUGAUGAAUUUCCUUAUUAUCUCAGUGAGCAGACUCGAGUAUUGCUAACAAGUGCUGCCUAUGUCCACUUGAAGCAUGCAGAAGUUUCAAAAUUUACUAGGAAUCUUUCCCCUGCUAGUCGGGCUAUAUUGCUCUCUGGACCUGCAGAGCUUUACCAACAAAUGCUUGCCAAGGCUUUAGCCCAUUUCUUUGAAGCAAAGUUGCUGCUGUUAGAUGUAACCGAUUUUUCCCUGAAGAUUCAGAGCAAAUAUGGUACUACCAACAAAGAAUCUUCUUUCAAAAGGUCCACUUCAGAGACAACCCUGGAACGACUGUCUGGCCUUUUAGGUUCAUUUUCACUCCUUUCUCCGAAGGAGGAACUCAAAGGCGCAUUGCGGAGGCAAGGCAGCAGUGUGGACCUCUCAUCAUGGGGAUUUGAAGGUUCUAGUAAUCCUUCACCACUACGUAGGAAUGCCUCUGCCUCAGCUAACAUCAAUAACCUCGCUUCACUAAGCACCCCUGGAAAUCCAGGUUCACUCAAACGCACAAGCAGCUGGUCUUUUGAUGAGAAGCUUUUGAUACAGUCUCUUUACAAGGUUUUGGUUUACGUAUCGAAAACCAGUCCCAUUGUGCUAUAUCUUAGAGAUGUGGAGAAGCUCUUAUCUAGAUCGCCGAGAAUAUAUAACUUGUUUCAGAAAAUGAUGAAGAAACUGUCUGGAUCAGUGUUAAUCCUGGGUUCACAUAUUGUAGACCUUGCUAAUGACUCUAGAGAGGUGGAUGAGAGGCUAACUGCUCUUUUCCCUUACAACAUUGAGAUUAGACCUCCAGAAGAUGAAACCCACCUUGUCAGCUGGAAGUCUCAACUGGAGGAGGAUAUGAGAAAGAUCCAAGCUCAAGAUAACAGAAACCAUAUCAUGGAAGUGCUUUCAGCAAAUGACCUUGAUUGCGACGAUCUGGACUCAAUCAAUAUGGCAGAUACAAUUGCUCUUAGCAACUACAUAGAAGAGAUUGUGGUGUCCGCAAUUUCUUAUCAUCUAAUGAAUAACAAAGAUACUGAGUACAGAAAUGGAAAACUGGUUAUAUCAUCGAAGAGUUUGUCCCAUGGAUUUAGUAUAUUCCAAGAAGGCAAAGUCAGUGGUAAAGGUAUAUUGAAGUUGGAAGCAAAAGCUGAACCGUCAAAGGAAGAAGGACGGCCAGGGGCUGUCGAUGUGAAACCAGAAGCAGAAGCAGGAAGUGUGAAACCUGAGAACAAAAGUGAGGUAGAAAAAUCGGCUUCAGUGCCAAAGAAAGAUGUUGACAAUCCAACGCCUGCGGCAUCAAAAGCUCCAAAACAAGAGGUUCCUCCAGACAACGAAUUUGAGAAGCGCAUAAGGCCAGAGGUCAUACCAGCGAAUGACAUUAAUGUAACAUUUGCUGAUAUUGGUGCCUUGGAUGAGAUCAAAGAAUCUCUUCAGGAACUAGUGAUGCUUCCUCUUCGUCGACCUGACCUCUUCAAAGGUGGGCUCCUAAAGCCUUGCAGGGGAAUAUUGCUCUUUGGGCCUCCUGGCACGGGGAAGACUAUGCUAGCCAAGGCCAUUGCCAAGGAGGCUGGAGCAAGCUUCAUUAAUGUAUCCAUGUCUACGAUCACUUCUAAAUGGUUCGGUGAAGAUGAGAAAAAUGUUCGAGCUCUGUUCACACUGGCAUCUAAGGUCUCUCCAACUAUUAUAUUUGUAGAUGAAGUGGACAGCAUGCUUGGGCAGCGAACAAGAGUUGGGGAGCAUGAAGCCAUGCGUAAGAUAAAAAAUGAGUUUAUGGCUCACUGGGAUGGACUAAUGACAAAGCAAGGUGAGCGCAUCCUUGUUCUUGCUGCUACCAACAGGCCAUUUGACCUUGAUGAAGCAAUUAUUAGGCGUUUUGAGAGAAGAAUUAUGGUUGGCCUUCCAGGCGUGGAGAACAGGGAAAAGAUUUUGAGAACUCUAUUGACCAAAGAAAGAGUGGAUGAAGUGCUAGACUUCAAGGAGCUUGCAACUAUGACUGAAGGAUAUACUGGAAGCGACCUUAAGAAUUUGUGCACAACAGCUGCUUAUCGGCCUGUGAGGGAGUUAAUACAACAAGAAAGACUGAAGGAUUUGGAAAAAAAGCAGCGAGCUGCAGAAGGGCAGAUUACUAAAGAAGGUUCAGAUGUGAAAGAGGAAAGAGUGAUUACUCUGAGGCCACUAAACAUGGAAGAUUUUAGGGUGACAAAGAAUCAGGUUGCAGCUAGUUUUGCUUCUGAGGGAUCCAUAAUGGGUGAGUUGAAGCAAUGGAACGAGUUGUAUGGAGAAGGGGGUUCGAGGAAGAAGGAGCAGUUAUCUUAUUUCUUAUAAGAUAUGGAGGUAGAACAAGCAAGAACCAUUUACCAGUUUCAUGAAGAAUGUGUAACAGUAUUUAUAGCUAAAGCUUUUAAACAAGAUUGUGGGGAAAACAUGUAAUGUAAGAAAAAGUAGGGAAACACCUCCCACGAGAUCAGUCUGUAAUGUGUCACAAUUCUAAAAAACGUAUUGUACUAUCUUUAGUAGUUUGUUAGGGAGAUGUAUUGGGCUUGUUUUUAAUCUCGGAGAUUCAUCCUGGAAAUUAACAGUGGCAGCCACUGCAAUAGCCAGUUGGUUGUUUGUACUUUGUUGGUCGUGC
Pistacia vera is the source of this 2815-nucleotide messenger RNA. RefSeq lists its product as uncharacterized. The coding region runs from base 1 to 2511 and encodes 836 amino acids. Gene Ontology annotation, cellular component: mitochondrial outer membrane. Gene Ontology annotation, molecular function: ATP binding; ATP hydrolysis activity. Lineage: Eukaryota; Viridiplantae; Streptophyta; Magnoliopsida; Sapindales; Anacardiaceae. The record is from RefSeq and is a predicted model, not a curated record. The transcript has 16 exons.